ACACCAUGCUGGCUUUGGUCAGCAGAGUAGGUGUCCUGUUAUUGCCUCAUUGCACUGCCCCAAAGGCUUUGUCCCACAGUCAGAUCUAAAACUGAGCUGUCCAAAAUAUAAACACAGGCAAGCUUACUCCUCAUGAGAAAGCUGAAGUUGUAAAUCUGCUGUUGUUGUGUGUCUUCAAGUCAUUUCUGAUAUAUGGUGAUUCUUAGGUGAACUUAUCACAGGAUUUUCUUGGCAAGAUUUAUUCAGAGCAGGUUUGCCAUUGCCUUUAUCUGAAAGUAACUUGUUGCUUAUAAAAACAUAAGUGACUAGAACCAUCUUCUAUGGAACAUCCAGAACAGGCAUUUAUUACGCAAUAUAAUUUCUCAUCAGUAUCCCUUCCACAUCCUUUUCUACUGUUUCUUUCAUGUUUUCUUCUCAACAAGGAAAAUGUAUUAAAGAUGAAAUAGUUGCAUUCUGUCUCGAAAGGCUCAAGUUGCUACUAUACUGUACUAGGUGUGUGCAAUUUGGCUAAACCCUGUGCCGGUUUCGGUGUUCCGAUUUCAUUCCCUUCCCUCCGGUCUCUUUUUUUUGGUGCAUGAAAUUCCGUUUUUUGAUCCAGCAGUCAAAAGAUCUGUUUUCACUCCGGGAUCUUGCCCAUUGGCGGAAAUGGGGGAACUUCCUAGGCUCCCCUUUCCAUCAUUUUUAGGGCAUCAGUCUUAAGAAACUAUUUAUUCUGGGAUCGUUUCUCCUCAUAUCCUUCAAUAAUACUUGGGUUAAGGCAUCAGACUUAAGAAAUUACCCUUUUUGGAAUCGUUUUCCCUUAUAUCCUUCAAUAUGACCUGGGUUAAGGCAUCAGACUUAAGAAAACACCCUUUCUGGGAUCGUUUGCUUUCAACAUCUUUUCGAUGAAGCUAAGGCACCCUUUUAAAACAUUUAUUUCGGUGGGAGCCACACCACCUGACGGAGCAUUAGCCAUUCUUUAACAAAGAUAUAAAUUACCUCCUUAUUUUAUGGUAGCUUUAGAAACAGAAAGAUAUCUCUACCCACAUUUGAAGCUUGCCUUGUGUGAAGGGCACAAUCGGUGGUAGUUUCUUAAGUGUGCAGAAAGUAAAGGCUUAUUUAUUGCUAUUUGAGUUAAAAAGCAAGACAAGCCAUGCAGAAUUGCGAGCAGCACUAAGAAUUUUGAUAACCAUAGGACUGGAGUACGAUUUCUCUCUUCUCAAAAGCCUGCUCGCAACAGAAAAACAGAGGCCCAGCUUGGCUAAAAGACACAUGAUGGCUUUCUUCUGUUUCAAUUGGCUCAACAGGCAGGACUCAUAGAGAAACACCUUGCAGGUGCACGAAAGUAGCCAUGGUUGGCAGUGUGGUUUGUUGUGGCUGAAAAAAAUUGUGGCUCCACCCAUGCCAUUAAGGCUGGCCGAAGGAUCCAAAACAGUUGGAACCCGUUUUGAAAAAUGGAUCUGUGCACAGCCCUAUACUGUAAUGUACCCAAUGUGGCUCCAUUUCUCAGAUUCUCCUCCAUGUAACAUGAACACAUUUGUCUUAUCUUAUUCUCACUUGCCAAACUGUUUUGCUUUUGUGUUCUUUACCUAACCUCAAGAACAUUCUCCUCCACUUCUCCCAGAUAAGCUAUGCUUUGCUCUUGAUCUUGACUACCUAAUAAUUUUCAGUGGAAUGAUAAUGGGCAGAGCAAGAGUUAAAAGCAAGCAAACACAUAGUUAGCUGCCAGCCAUAGGCUAAUCUCCUUGCUUAAACAUCAAGGAAAUGGCUAGUGUGGGGACUCUGAUUCUAACCUUAAAGUGACAGAAUGGGAAAAGACCCAAGCAGCCCUUUAAAAACAACCCUUCUUGGGAUGACUUCAAGGAGAUAUCUGUGCACCAGCAAACAGAAGGAGACUACAAUUCCUGGGGGAAAGUAAAGUGAGCAAGAUUUGAAGUAGGGCCAGCGACUCUUAAGACAACAGCUUCCAAUGUCGACAGAUAAAAGCAACUGGAUUCCAGAACAAGAAACUACAGUUGGCACUAAAUUUCUACAAAAGGCACGGAAGAGCCCUUUGGUGCCAAUUGGCUUGAUAGGGUUUGCUGUUGUGGCAGCCUGUGGCCUUUACCGACUGAAGGGACGAGGGAGCAUGAAGAUGUCUGUCCAUCUGAUUCACACUCGGGUAGCUGCCCAGGCCUGUGUAGUCGGAGCUGUAACCCUUGGCGCUGUCUACAGCAUGUACAAAGACCACUUUCAGAAUCAGAAAUAGAUGGAAUAUUGAAUGGCACUGGCUUGUCCCUUCUCCAUGAAUGGAUCUGAAGACCCCUGUAGCAACUCCAGCAGCGUUAGGAGAUCAUCUGAUUUGUUCUUGCAGAAGAAACACCCCUUGAAGCCUUCACUGCUCAGCGAUACAGUUCAUAUUUUCCUAAAAUCUCCUACUCUGAUGUAUACUUUAAGAAGUACUAAUGAGAUGUACAGACCAUCCUCAUGGAAACAAAGGCUGAAAAAGGACCAUCAAGUAACUAAACUCUCUACUAAAGCAUGCCUAGUGAACUCGUCUCCUCCAACUUGAUAUUUGGCACGCCAGCUAAUCAUGGUGGAAGCUUUAGUCCAACAAAUCCAAUGGGAAUGAGGUAGAAAAAGCUAUUAUAAUCCACAGUUUUCCUCUCAUGUUAGUGAAAACUAACACCAGCAGUUCAUUUAGUCCAGAAGUGCGGUCAUCACUGGACAAAUUGCUUCUGGUGUGAGAGAAUUGGCCAUCUAGAGACAUUGCCCAGGGGACGCCCAGAUGUGUUACCAUUCUGCUGGGAAACCGCUCUCAUGUCCCUGAAGCUAGAGCUCACCCCAUCUCAGACGAGAGCUCACCCCAUCUCGCGGAUUCAAACUGGCAACCUUCAGGUCAGCAACCCAACCUUCAGGUCAGCAGUUCAGCCGGCACAAGGAUUUAACCUAUUGCGCCACUGUGACUUGCAGUAUGUUAUCAAGUCGCUUCUGACACAAUAAAAAAAUCACUGGACAUAACUAAAAUAUACCUAAUUCAUAAUCAAGCACACACUUGCACUGUUAAGUAUAGAUUUGCCCAAUCCUCGCUCUAGAAUGUUAACUGUCAGUUGGUAUAGUUUCUGCUUUGCUUGCUCUUUUGGCCAAGUGCUUCAAGACAUAAUAUCCCUACUUCAAACAAUAACUAAACAUUCUUUUGCUUAAGAAGCAUUAGCAUACAUAUUUAUAUGACAGAUGGCCUACACAAGCAUUAUUUAUUUGAAUUGCUGGAUACAUGUAUAUGUAUGGUAUCACUCUUCCAGUCCUGCCUCUGGAGAAUGUGAUAUUCAAGCAUUAGAAAAACAGUGAAAAGUAAUACUGGAGAAGCAGGCUGCAUAAAUGCAUAUACAGUACAGGGACAAGUAGCUAAGUUCCUGGCAAUAAAAGUGAAC
Messenger RNA from Anolis carolinensis (green anole), 3389 nucleotides. RefSeq names its product HIG1 hypoxia inducible domain family member 1B (gene higd1b). Gene Ontology annotation, cellular component: mitochondrion. Gene Ontology annotation, biological process: mitochondrial respirasome assembly. Lineage: Eukaryota; Metazoa; Chordata; Lepidosauria; Squamata; Anolidae. The record is from RefSeq and is a predicted model, not a curated record. The transcript is spliced from 4 exons. The coding region runs from base 1949 to 2227 and encodes 92 amino acids.